AUGAUACGGGCAGCUGAGUCAUGUGCUUGCCCUAUUCGGGAGGUUCCUAGCCCGUCCAUCGUAGGAUCCUGUCCAGGCCAGUUCAUCCUCUUCAUGAGCAUCUUGGAGACCUUUAUCAACGGCAGAUGCGACCUGGCGGACCCCUGUAACCGUGUAAUCAGCAUUGAGGAGCCGGAUGAACGCUACGACUUUGUAGUGAUCGGGGGAGGCACUGCAGGUGCGGUGGUCGCGGAGAGAUUAUCCGAAAAUCCACAGUGGAAGGUACUGCUUAUAGAAGCGGGAGGAGACGAGCCUGUUGCGUCUUCAGUCCCUGCAUUUGUAACCGCCUACUGGGGCCAGAACGAAACCGAUUGGAAUUACUACACUGAACCACAAGCAAAAGCGUGUUUAUCUUCCAACGGAAUGUGUUAUUGGCCAAGGGGAAAGAUGCUUGGUGGAUGUUCAGUGAUCAACGGGAUGAUGUAUAUGCGAGGUAAUCCUGCGGAUUACGACGGUUGGGCAGUUAACGGAGCGUACGGCUGGUCUUGGUUUGAAGUUCUACCUUACUUCCUCAGGAGCGAAGAUAAUAAAGAGAUACAUAAUGGAGUAUCUGGAUAUUAUCAUGGCACUGGAGGUACCAUACCGGUACAAAGGUUUCGCUACGCACCAAAAUUUGCGCACGAUGUAGUAUCAGCUUCUAUAGAAUUGGGAUACCCACCUACCAGCGAUCUUAAUGGGGAAACUAGCACUGGUUUCACACUUGCACAGGCGUUUAAUGAUCAAGGCUCAAGGUACAGUACUGCUCGAGCGUAUCUUCGGCAUGCUUCGAAGAGACAUAAUCUGCAUAUACUUUUAAACGCUGUCGGAUCACGAGUAAUCGUAGACCCAGCUAGUAAGAAAGUGACUGGAGUGGAGUACAUCAAGAAUGGGAUAACGAAAAGUGUCGGUGUUAUAAAAGAGGCAAUUUUAUCAGGAGGCGCCAUCAAUUCUCCUCAAAUACUACUUCUUUCAGGCAUAGGACCGAAAGAAACUCUAGAUAAAUUUAAUAUUCCAAUAAUUAAAGAGUUGCCUGGAGUUGGUCAAAACCUUCAUAACCAUGUUGGAGUUAGGUUACAAUUCACACUUAAUGAACCAGAUGUACCAGAAUUAUCAUGGGAUACCGCUAUGCAGUACAUGAUGAAUCGUGACGGGCCUCUAUCAAGCACAGGAAUGUCACAAUUAACAGGUAAAGUAAACUCCCGCCUGGCGCCAUCCGGCGGGCGACAGCCGGACGUGCAGUUCUUCUUCGGCGGAUACUACGCCUCAUGCGGCUCGUGCUCCGGGGGAGACCGUCAACAAUUACUUAAAGAAAGAAAAUUCAGAUCUAUCAGUAUAUCACCGGUAGCCCUUCAGCCGAGAAGCCGCGGCUACCUUACGCUGCGCUCCACUGACCCUCUACAAGCGCCUUUUAUGCAACCCAACUACUUCGAUGACGAACGCGACCUGGACGUCGUCGCAGACGCGUCCAGAAUUGCUUAUAGAUUGGUUAAUACUACGAUUUUACGUGAGAAAUAUGGCAUGAGGCCGGAAGAGGGUUACGGCGCAGAGUGCCCCGGCGGCGGCCCGAAUCCUACUGACGAGUUCUUCAAGUGCUUGGCGAAAAUCUACACCGCGCCUGAGAACCAUCAAGCGGGCACUUGCAAGAUGGGACCCGAGAGCGACCCGAUGGCUGUCGUAGACCCACAGCUGAGAGUUUUUGGUGUUGAUGGUCUCAGAGUUGUGGACGCGUCCAUCAUGCCGACUUUGGUAUCUGGCAACACCAUGGCGCCGGUGGUGAUGAUCGGAGAAAGGGGCGCCGAGUUCAUCACUAUACGCCAUCAGAAUUAUGGGUGGCAUAAAACUGACUUUAGACGGAAAGGCACGCACAAAAAUAAGCUUUCAGAAACGCCUCAAGUCGAAAUCAAAGAAAAUAUCAACUCGCAUUCUCAGAACAGCAACGUCCGAUCCCGA
Brenthis ino (lesser marbled fritillary) is the source of this 1968-nucleotide messenger RNA. Lineage: Eukaryota; Metazoa; Arthropoda; Insecta; Lepidoptera; Nymphalidae. The record is from the annotation of a GenBank genome assembly.